AUGGGGAAAGAGUCGUUUAACCAUCCCUAUGAGCCGUAUGGCAUCCAGUUAGAGCUUAUGCAAUGCAUAUACGAUACAUUGAGCCUUGGAAAGAAGUUGGCAAUUUUGGAGAGCCCGACGGGGACCGGUAAGACGUUGUCAUUGAUCUGCUCUGUAGUUACCUGGCUUCGACAGAACAAAGCCGAUCUGGUCGCAAGUGGAGGGCAUAAUGUUGGUGGACUAUCAGGGAGCGAGUCUGACGACGAUGAACCAGACUGGGUGAACGAUGCUUUUAAAACAUCUGUUUUGGAUGCCAAAAUGCAAAAACUGCGAGAGUAUGAAGUAUAUUUGGGGCAACUGGGGGUUGGCUCGAAACCUACGUCGUUAGAGGCAGCUAAUGAACCGCGGAAGCGGCGUAAGAGGGUUGAAGUUUCGCUCGACGAGAGUGAUUUCCUUCCCCAGGCGUAUGUAUCUGACUCUGAAGAGAAAGAUGAGCUGGUUGGCGAAAGAAAUAGGUCACUGCUAGCGCAAGAGGUUAGUGGUCUGUUGGCAAAGCUCGAUCAUAGUAAGGGUUCUGAGCGUGAUCCCAUCGAGUCUCAAAACCCGGUUAAAAUUUAUUAUGCAUCCAGGACUCACUCGCAACUGAACCAGUUUGCAUCUCAAUUGCGACUGCCAAGUUUCCCUUCAUCGUUUGCCGAUCAGCAAGUACCUGCAGAGAGGUUGAAAUACGUUCCUCUUGCUUCUAGGAAACAACUGUGUAUUAAUGAGAAUGUCAAGAAGUGGAAAACUGUUGACGCCAUUAACGAUGCAUGUGCAGAUCUUUUGAAAAGCAAGAAAGGUUGUCCUUAUCACCAGCCUUCGUCAACCUCUUCAAACCUAUUCAGAGAUCACACUUUUACACAAGUUCAGGAUAUUGAAGAACUAGCUGAAUUAGGUAGGUCCCUCCAUAUAUGUCCCUACUAUGCUACUCGUGGGUCUCUAGAGAACGCGGAGAUUAUUACGCUGCCUUACCAAUAUUUGCUAUCGGAAUCGACGAGGACUAGUCUAGGAAUUAAUUUAAAAGAUUCGAUAGUCGUCAUCGAUGAAGCGCAUAAUCUGAUAGAAACAAUAAAUUCCAUUCAUUCGGCACAAAUUGCACUUACCGAUUUACUUUCUUGUAAUGAAGGUCUCAGGAAGUAUUUUGAAAGGUUCAGAAAUCGAUUGAAUCCAGGGAAUAGAGUGAACCUUAUGAAACUUAUGGAGCUGUGCAACACCCUGGCACGUUACAUCAAGAUCAACUAUAAGAAACCUGGUCAGGAAAUUUCAUCAUCGGAUAUAUUUGGUUCAUCUAACAUGGAUACAUUAAACAUACACAAACUCAACAAAUAUAUCAAGAAAUCCAAGAUAGCGUCCAAGAUUGAUACCUAUAUUCAUUCUUUCGAAGAUGAAAAGAAUGCUUCUGAAGUGAAAUCAUCAUCAACCCCUCUACUUUUUAAAGUCGCUAGUUUCUUAUCAUGUCUCUCUAAUCCCGCUCAAGAAGGUCGAUUUUUCUUCGAGAAAGGCCAAGUUAUCAAAUAUAUGCUUCUCGAACCUGGGAAAUCGUUCCAAAGCGUUCUUGAAGAUGCUCGGUGCGUGAUACUGGCAGGUGGAACCAUGCAACCGAUAUCCGAUUUAAUGGAAAAUCUCUUUGCAGGUGUUCCAGAGGAGAAGAUAAGUAUCCUUUCUUGUGACCACGUUAUACCAGACGCUAAUUUAAGGACCUACAUUACUCAAGAACCUGCAUUUGAAUUUACAUUUGAGAAAAGACAAGCGCCCUCCCUCGUUAAUGGCGCACUUUACAAUUUCUUCGAUAAACUUUCAAGGUCCGUUCCAAGAUCAGGAGGUAUCGUAGGGUUUUUCCCUAGUUAUCAAUAUCUUGACUACGUUGUUGAUAGUUGGCAGAGAGAAGGAUUAUUUGAUAAACUGGACCAUGUAAGGAAAAUCUACUUCGAAAGUAAAAAUGGUGCUGAGCCUCUAUCAGCUUAUUCUGAAGCGGUUGCUGGAGGCAAGGGGGCUUUGCUAUUUGCUGUUGUUGGAGGGAAAUUGUCAGAAGGUAUCAACUUCCAAGAUGACUUGUGUAGAGCCGUAGUAAUAGCCGGUUUGCCCUUCCCCAAUGUGUUUAGCGGUGAGCUGCUGAUAAAGACAAGACAUUUGGAGACUAAAAUCUUACGGAAUGGUGGAUCUAAUCACGAUGCGAAGAAUGCAGCAAGAGAGUUUUAUGAAACUAUAUGCAUGAAAGCCGUCAAUCAGUCGAUCGGUCGUGCCAUUAGACAUGCGAACGAUUAUUCCCUGAUUUUCCUACUCGACAAGAGAUACGCCAAAUUAGAGAUAAACAGUAAAUUAUCAAAGUGGGUGAGCAAGCGACUUCAACCUCAAUCUAGCGUCACCGAUAUUAUGGCAGAUACUCAAAGAUUUUUCUCCCUCCAUAGCGCACGCCAAAGUGGUCGAUGA
Molecule: messenger RNA, 2448 nt
Organism: Torulaspora delbrueckii
Lineage: Eukaryota; Fungi; Ascomycota; Saccharomycetes; Saccharomycetales; Saccharomycetaceae
Gene: CHL1
Product: DNA helicase
Exons: 1
Coding region: 1-2448 (815 amino acids)
Biological process (GO): establishment of sister chromatid cohesion; nucleobase-containing compound metabolic process
Cellular component (GO): nucleus
Molecular function (GO): DNA binding; DNA helicase activity; ATP binding
Source: RefSeq, a predicted model, not a curated record